Molecule: messenger RNA, 1374 nt
Organism: Synchiropus splendidus (mandarinfish)
Lineage: Eukaryota; Metazoa; Chordata; Actinopteri; Syngnathiformes; Callionymidae
Gene: ndufa10
Product: NADH:ubiquinone oxidoreductase subunit A10
Exons: 10
Coding region: 83-1150 (355 amino acids)
Biological process (GO): mitochondrial electron transport, NADH to ubiquinone
Cellular component (GO): cytoplasm
Source: RefSeq, a predicted model, not a curated record
GUCACGGCUCGAAGGCCCCUUGUAGUGGCUGCUGUGUAGCGGUGAAGUUUCAGGUGAGGUCGGUGGGUUUUGGAGUUUAAUCAUGGCCCUGAGGGUGAUUCGCAUGGUCAUCCCGCCGGGACUCACGUCUCUGAGAACAGUUACUGCUGUUCGGAAGGCUGGGAUUCACACGACCACUGCAAGAAGACUUGAGUAUGGCUGGUUGGCAUAUAUCCUGGGGGAGAGGACCACCUCUCGGUUCACACAGCACAGCAAAAUCAUCACUGUCGAUGGCAACUUGGCAUCAGGGAAAGGCGCUGUGGCACAGAAGCUUGCUGAAAGACUGGGGAUGCUCUACAUGCCGGAAGCAGACACUUUCUACAUGGACAAGAUGACAGGAGAGAAGGAGCCCCUCUCCGUUGACUUUAAUGGAAUGUGUAGUCUUGAGGAGUUCUAUGUGAACCCCAAAGCCGCAGAUGGGAACAGUUUCAGACUGCAGUUGUGGAUGUACGUCAUGAGGAUGCUGCAGUACUCUGAUGCCAUGGAACACCUUCUCUCCACAGGUCAGGGUGUGGUUCUGGAGCGUUCCCCAUACAGUGAUCAUGUGUUUUUGGAUGCCAUGUUCAAAGAAGGUUACAUCAGAAAUGAAUGCGUGAGCCACUACAAUGAGAUAAAACACAUCAGCAUCUGUGAGUUCCUGCCUCCUCAUCUUGUCAUUUAUGUGGACCAGCCAGCUGAUGAGGUGCAGAAGAAACUGAAACAAAGUGGAAAGUCCUAUCUCCAGAAUGUGCCACUCUCAUAUUUGAAAGGCAUCGAGGACGGCUACAAAAAGUCUUUCUUGCCCAAAAUUAGUGAAACCUCUGAACUGCUGGUGUACAACGUCGACCAGGCUCAAGAUGUAGAGACGGUGGCUCAGGACAUCCAGUAUCUCAAGUUUGACAAGGGGCCGUGGCUUGAGCAGGACGAUGUGUCUUUGCAUCAUAUUCGGAUGCUAGUCCAAGACAAGAAUAAAGUGGCAGGCCUGACCCACAUACCGGUGUUCCUACCUGAGGUGACAAUCGGAGCCCACGAGUACGAUGAGAAAUUCCACGCAUACAAGUCGCUCCCCGGGAAGAAGUAUGCCCCGGGAUAUAACGCCGAUGUUGGCGACAAGUACAUCUGGCUGAAGUGAUCCAGGACUUGUGCAAGAUCUGAUCCAGUCCUCUGUUGUAAAUCCUUAAUAAAGUGUCUAAUUAAAAAAAAGAAAACAAACAAUCUGUCAAAUGAGAUAUUUUGUCUGGUACCCCAUCAAUUGUCCCGACACACACUGUUCAUGUAGUGGUGGACUCAUGAACCAUCAUGAACUGUGUCGUGGUUUUCCACUGGAAGUUAGUUAGUUCCUGAAGAAUGCUUUGA